UAGAUGGCAUUAUGCUUAGCACUCGGUAACUAGUAAUCGCAUUGACAACACUAAACACGCGUGACAUUUCAACCUUCGUUUUGAGCCGGAAAAGAUUGAAAUUGGUGAAGUGGAUCAAAAAUUAUUUUAUUUUGAAAAUGGAUAUAAAUAAGGAAAACAUUUCAUCGCUACAUUUUGCAGUAUCACUACGAUAAAGGCAAGAACGCUGCACAGGCUUGUGAAAAAAUUUGUGCUGUUUACGAUGAAGAUACUCUAUCAAAAUAAGCAGCACGGAAAUGGUUCGCUCGCUUUCGUACUGGAAAUUUCGAUGUCAAAGAUGAACCUCGCUCCGGUCGACCAAUCACCGAAAAGUCCGAUGAAAUCAUGGAAAAAGUUGAGCGUGAUAAGCAUGUUCCUCACGAGUUGAGUGUUAAGACCAUGAUAGACCGAAUUAACAUUUGCGAUACGCUACUGAAACGGAAUGAAAUUGAGCCAUUUCUGAAGAAAAUGAUAACUGGUGAUGAAAAAUGGGUCACGUACGACAAUCGAACUCGAAAAAGAUCGUGGACAGAGAAAGAAGAGAAGGCGCAAGCAAUCGUAAAACCUGGAUUGACGACAAAGAAGGUGAUGUGUGUGUGUGGUGGGAUUGGAAGGGAAUCGCUCACUAUGAGCUGUUACCGCUCGGUCAAACAAUUAAUUCCGAACUCUACUGUGAACAACUGGAGAGAUUACAACAAGCAAUUGAGAGGAAGCGGCCAGAAUUGAUAAGAGGGGUGUCGUCUUCCAUCACGACAACACUCGACCACACACAUCUUUGAUGACUCGGCAAAAAUUUCAAGAGCUUGGAAGUUUUGAUGCAUCCACCGUAUAGUCCUGACAUAGCACCCUCAGACCAUCAUUUGUUUAGGUCUCUGCAGAACUCUCUUAAUGCUGUAAAGCUGGCUUCAAAAGAGGCCUGUGAAAAUCACUUGAAGCAAUUUUUCGACCAGAAACCACAUAAGUUCUAUCGCGAUGGAAUUAUGGCUCUACCCCAAAAAUGGCAAAAUAUUAUCAAAAAUAAUGGAGCAUAUUUAGUUUGAAUAAAUUGAUUUUAAUACUCUAAGAAAAA
Messenger RNA from Odontomachus brunneus, 1087 nucleotides. RefSeq names its product histone-lysine N-methyltransferase SETMAR-like. The record is from RefSeq and is a predicted model, not a curated record. The transcript is spliced from 2 exons. Gene Ontology annotation, molecular function: nucleic acid binding. Bases 364 to 744 code for a protein of 126 amino acids. NCBI's taxonomy places the organism in Eukaryota, Metazoa, Arthropoda, Insecta, Hymenoptera, Formicidae.